AGGUCAAAUGUUUUGGAAACUUAGUAGCCUACCACUUUCUAAUUUUACGAAUUCUAAGGUUUGAAGUUUUCAUUACAACACAAAACUUACACACGAAAACGUUUCCUAUCCUUCACACUAACACCAAAUUAAAAUUCUCAUGCCGAUUGGUUUCAUCAACAAAAUAUAUUUAGAAAAUGGAAAGUUAUUUGAAAGAGAAUUUUGAGGUCGAGCCGAAGAACCCAUCCGAAGAAGCGUUGAAGAAAUGGAGAUCAGCCGUUUGGCUCGUGAAGAACCCACGUCGGAGGUUUCGUAUGGUGGCUGACCUUGCCAAACGGGCUGCAGCUGAGAAGAAGCGAAGGAAGAUACAGGAGAAAAUUAGGAUUGCAUUGUAUGUGCAAAAAGCAGCAUUGCAAUUCAUUGAUGCUGCUAACAGAACCGAACGUAAGCUCUCUGAAGAAGUUGUGCAGGCCGGUUAUGACAUAGAACCUGAUGAUCUUGCAUAUAUAGUCCGUUCACAUAAUAACAAAACUUACGAUUUCCAUGGAGGACUUCAAGGACUAGCUAGAAAGAUUAGAGUCUCAUUAAGGGAUGGUGUUUUUUCAAGUGAUAUAUCUAAAAGACAACAAAUCUUUGGUUAUAACCGGUUUGUGGAAAAGCCUCAAAGGGCAUUAUGGAUGUUUAUAUGGGAUGCGUUACAGGAUAUGACGUUAAUAAUUCUUAUGGUAUGUGCGGUUAUUUCUGUUGGAGUUGGGAUUGCGACUGAAGGGUGGCCAAAAGGUAUGUAUGAUGGGUUAGGAAUUAUUCUCUGCAUACUUUUGGUUGUGGUGGUUACGGCGGUUAGUGACUAUAAACAGUCGUUGCAGUUUAAAGAUUUGGAUAAAGAAAAGAAAAACAUAAUCAUUCAAGUCACACGAGAUGGGACUAGAAAGAAGGUUUCCAUAUAUGACUUGGUUGUUGGAGAUGUUGUUCAUUUGUCAAUUGGAGAUCAAGUGCCUGCAGAUGGGAUAUUUAUUGAUGGUUAUAGUUUAACAAUUGAUGAAUCAAGUUUAUCAGGUGAAAGUGAACCGGUUAACAUAGACAAACAAAGACCGUUUCUUUUAUCAGGGACUAAAGUUCAAGAUGGGUCGGGUAAAAUGCUGGUGACAUCUGUAGGAAUGAAAACAGAAUGGGGAAGAUUGAUGGUGACUUUAAGUGAAGGUGGAGAUGAUGAGACUCCGUUACAAGUGAAACUCAACGGGGUUGCAACCAUUAUUGGGAAAAUCGGGCUAGCUUUUGCUGUGUUGACAUUUUUGGUACUGACUGCACGGUUUAUAAUCAUGAAAAUGGUUAAUAAUACAAUGGGCCAAUGGUAUAUGAGUGAUGCUUUGGAACUUUUAAAUUAUUUUGCUAUAGCAGUCACUAUACUAGUGGUUGCAGUUCCAGAAGGGCUACCAUUGGCCGUGACACUAAGUUUAGCGUUUGCCAUGAAGAAAUUAAUGAAUGAUCGUGCACUCGUGAGACAUCUUUCUGCAUGCGAGACAAUGGGCUCGGCUACCUGCAUUUGUACUGACAAGACAGGAACUUUGACAACAAAUCAUAUGGUUGUGACCCGGUUAUGGGCUGCUGGUGAAUCCAAAGACAUUAAAAGUAAAAACAAACUGAAAUCUUCACUCUCAGAGAAAGUGUUAAGUGUCCUUUUGCAAUCCGUAUUUCUAAAUACAAGUUCCGAGAUUGUGAAGGAUGAAAUAGGGAAAACUAAUAUAAUCGGUUCUCCAACAGAGACGGCAUUGUUAGAAUUUGGACUACAGUUUCAAAGUAAUUACAAUGAUAUUUCCAAAAAUGUGAAGAUAAUCAAAGUUGAGCCCUUUAAUUCGGUCAAAAAAAAGAUGUCUGUUAUAGUGGCUCUUCCUAAUGGUAAGAUCAGAGCAUUCUGCAAAGGUGCAAGUGAAAUUAUAUUAAGCAUUUGUGAUAAACUUAUUAAUGAAGAUGGAGAAAUUGUACAAAUGUCUGAAAAACAAAGGAAAGCCAUAACAGAUGUGAUUAAUGGUUUUGCUUGUGAAGCUCUCAGAACAAUAUGCUUGGCUUUUAGUGAUCUUGAAACGGGUUCCAGCAGUGAUAAUAUUCCUGAAAAUAAUUACACAAUUAUAGCAGUAGUUGGAAUCAAAGAUCCAGUAAGACCGGGGGUGAAAGAGGCUGUGAAGACUUGUUUGGAUGCGGGAAUAAUGGUUCGAAUGGUGACUGGUGACAAUAUUAAUACUGCUAAAGCCAUUGCUAAAGAAUGUGGGAUUUUGACUCCUGACGGUUUGGCUAUCGAAGGACCAGCAUUUCGCGAAAAAACUCUUGAACAGUUGAGGGAUAUAAUACCGAGACUUCAAGUGAUGGCAAGAUCAUUGCCUUUGGAUAAACAUAAACUUGUGACAUUUUUAAGGAAUGAAUUUAAGGAAGUUGUUGCUGUAACCGGUGAUGGGACUAAUGAUGCCCCUGCAUUACAUGAAGCUGAUAUUGGACUAGCCAUGGGUAUAGCUGGAACUGAGGUUGCAAAGGAAAAUGCCGAUGUAGUCAUUAUGGAUGACAAUUUUAAGACAAUAGUAUAUGUUGCCAGAUGGGGUCGUUCAGUUUACAUUAACAUACAAAAGUUCGUACAAUUCCAGUUGACAGUUAAUGUGGUCGCCCUCAUGACCAAUUUCGUUUCUGCAUGCACAUCAGGGUCUGCUCCUCUUACUGCCGUCCAAUUGCUUUGGGUUAACAUGAUCAUGGACACACUUGGUGCUUUAGCUUUAGCUACAGAACCACCUCAUGACGGUCUAAUGAAAAGACCACCUAUCGGAAGGGAUGUCAACUUUAUAACAAAGGUUAUGUGGAGGAACAUCAUUGGUCAAAGCGUUUAUCAACUCAUUGUCCUCGGCAUCCUCCAGUUUGAUGGAAAAAACCUUCUUAAUCUCAAUGGUCCAGAUUCUACUGCUGUUCUCAAUACAAUGAUCUUCAAUACCUUUGUUUUCUGCCAGGUAUUCAAUGAAAUAAACAGUCGUGAUAUGGAAAAGAUAAAUGUGCUUAAAGGAAUGUUGGAAAGUUGGGUGUUCAUGCUAGUCAUGGUCUGUACUGUGACGUUCCAAAUCAUCAUUGUCGAAUUAUUGGGCACAUUUGCAUCUACGGUGCCACUAAGUUGGUCCUUGUGGUUAACUAGUAUUCUGUUGGGAGCCAUUAGCUUGCCUAUUGGAGCCGCCCUGAAAUACAUCCCGGUUGUCUCUUCUGCACAUCCUGUCAUGGCCAAGCAACAUGACGGCUAUGAACCACUCCCCAGGGGUCCAGAUAUGGCUUGAGAUUUUUAUUUGCACCAAGUGUUUCUAUGUUUAUAUUCCUUGUGAGAUUCAAUUUACAUAUUUGAGACCUUCAUAUACAGGAAACGGUAGUAUUGAAGGGUUUUUUGAUUUAUUUUUUAAGUAUUUCAGAUUUUGGAUUUGAGAUUAAAACGACAUUCUUUUAUUUCCUUUCUCAUUAUUUUGUGAACUUCUUAUUCUUGAUUAA
Erigeron canadensis is the source of this 3486-nucleotide messenger RNA. RefSeq names its product putative calcium-transporting ATPase 11, plasma membrane-type. NCBI's taxonomy places the organism in Eukaryota, Viridiplantae, Streptophyta, Magnoliopsida, Asterales, Asteraceae. The transcript has 6 exons. Gene Ontology annotation, biological process: calcium ion transmembrane transport. Bases 177 to 3281 code for a protein of 1034 amino acids. Gene Ontology annotation, cellular component: membrane; intracellular membrane-bounded organelle. The record is from RefSeq and is a predicted model, not a curated record. Gene Ontology annotation, molecular function: ATP hydrolysis activity; ATP binding; calmodulin binding.